UAUCGAAUAGUUCUGAAGAAGUAACCUAAUACAAUAUGUUUGUCCUCGCAGACACAUUGUCGGUGCGCGUGACACUGAGGUCCUCCAGUGUGUUUGUAAGUGAUUCUCUGUAGCAACCAGCAAACAUGCGCUCCGGAGGGCGACCCGGUUCAGCCUCAAACGGGACCAAGAUGGAGAAAUACGCCCCUCAAUUCAGCAAAGUUCUGCUGACACCUGAACCGCAUUAUAUACCGGGGUACACUGGGUAUUGCCCACAGCUCCAGUACAAUAUGGGGAAGGCAUAUGGCCAGCUCACAGCGGAGCUGCUGACCAGUCCUGAUGUGCAACGCUCCAAUAGGCCGGUCCUCCAGACGGGUCACAUCCCCUCCACAGAGUCGGACGUUGGUCUGACACUGAGAAGCAUCCCUGAAUGUAACUUUAAGAAGAUGAUACCAGGAUACACAGGCUUCAUUCCAAAAAGACAGAACUACUUUGCCUGCAGUUAUUCUGAAACAUGUCGUAAAGCACUGUCUGAGUUUUACCAGGACGAGUGUGUGAAGAUCCAACGGCAAUCAACAGACCUGCCGGCUGUUGGAAAGUAUAACAGCCAACAGUUUGAAAGACCGAGACCCCCCUUGACAGCCAUCUCUAACAAAGGGGUUACCUGCAGGCCCUUGAAGUCCUCCACCCCCACUGGGAAACCAUACUCGAUGGAUGAUGAUAACCCGCACAAGUACUUUAUUUCAGGUUUUACAGGGCAUGUGCCAAAAUCUCGCUUCCUAAUUGGAAAAGGUUUCCCCGUCACCACCAACCAGGCACUGAUCCAGUUUGGGAAGCAGCAGCGGACUGUCCUCACGUCACAAGGCAUCCCAGGGAGGAGGGAUAGUACAAUCUCUCCCAUGCCCACUAUCUAUCCAUCAAACCGUGGCGUGGUGCCGUCAUUCACCGGACACAUACCAGGAUACAAGUUUAUGUACGGACAAACCUUUGGCCAACUCUCCAAGAAUGCACUGGAACAGAGCGACAUCAAGAGGAGGAUUCAGACAUAGGAAAUAACCGUGAGGUUGAAUGCACUUAUUGUAAGUCGCUUUGGAUAAAAGCGUCUGCUAAAUUACAUGUAAUAUUAAUGUAAGAUACACUUCAAAUAUAAUAAUCAUUGUGAGUCAAAUAUGACAACGUAUCAAGAAGUUCUUACAAAAACAUGAAACGCAUAAAUAAAGAUUGUUACUGUG
Messenger RNA from Pseudoliparis swirei, 1211 nucleotides. It is a transcript of the gene cimip2b, whose product is annotated as ciliary microtubule inner protein 2B. Lineage: Eukaryota; Metazoa; Chordata; Actinopteri; Perciformes; Liparidae. The coding region runs from base 126 to 1028 and encodes 300 amino acids. The record is from RefSeq and is a predicted model, not a curated record. The transcript is spliced from 6 exons.